AGUUAGUUUCCUUCUUGAAUUUUCAAAUUGCAGCAACCUAAACUGAGUAUCUUGCAAAAAGUAAGAUUAAUCAACAGUUUGGUUGUUCCAAAGAAGCAUCUCCUGCCAAGGAGCAACAUUAAAGAAUGGAAAAACUAACUUCCAUCUUCAGCCUGUUGGCUCUUAUUGCAUGUUCCACGCCCAGUGAGAGUCAAAAAGUGCCCAGGAGACCAUAUCCACCUGGCCAGCUGCCACAGGCUCUUCAACCCUACCGAGGAUGGGAUCCAUCACGCCUUCCUCCUCACCGUGGCCCAGGACUUAUUCCGCUACCUCUUCCUCCUGGUCCACCAGGGCGCAUUCCUCCUCCUCCUGCCUUUGGCCCAGGGCGCAUUCCAUUUCAACCCCUUCCACAGGGACCCAUUAAACAAGCUAAACCCUUUCCAGGUUACCCAGAACCACCAUUCCAACAAAGACCUUACCCUCCAGGACCUCCUCAGGUGCCAAAAGGCCAACUUCCCUUUAUUCCUUUUUGCCCUCCUUGCCCCACCCCUACAACCCUAUGUGAAACAACCACCACAGCUACAACCACAAGCACUACCGUUACAGAACCCACCACCACCACGAAAGAAACCACUACUUCCACAGAACUCACUACCACAACAGCAACCACCACCACUUGCACUGAACCUUCCACCACCCCAGCAGCCAUCACUUCCACUGAACCCACCACCACAGCACCCACCACCAGCACUUCCAUAGAACCCAUUGUCACCACAACAGAAGCCACCACUUCCUCAACAGUACCGACUUAUUCAGCAACAGAACCCAGCACCACCACAUCAACAGCAACCACCACUGCAGCAUCUACUACAGCUACUACUCAAAUUACAACUACCACUAAUUCACCACUCCAGCAAAAAAUACAACCACAACAAAACUACAUCAAAAAAUAUAACUUUUAAGAGUUUUUGGAAUAAAUCCUUUGCCAUUUUUCAUAGGAAGAUAUGAGAAAUUAUAUUUUCCAAACCACUGUGAGCUCUUAGGAGAAAUGAACUUCAGUUAUUUCAAUGGAACCAACCGUGUAAUCAGUACACAAAACAAAUAAAGUAUUUGAGCAAUAACAUGCA
Molecule: messenger RNA, 1106 nt
Organism: Equus quagga
Lineage: Eukaryota; Metazoa; Chordata; Mammalia; Perissodactyla; Equidae
Gene: SMR3A
Product: submaxillary gland androgen regulated protein 3A
Exons: 3
Coding region: 126-941 (271 amino acids)
Source: RefSeq, a predicted model, not a curated record